CUGUGGGACCCAAGCACAGGGAAGCAGGUGGGCAGGACCCUUGCCGGCCACAGCAAGUGGAUCACGGGCCUGAGCUGGGAGCCCCUCCAUGCGAACCCCGAGUGCCGCUACGUGGCCAGCAGUUCCAAGGACGGCAGCGUGCGGGUCUGGGACACGACUGCGGGCCGCUGGCGUGCUGUGCCGGACUCUGCAAGGCCACGGCCACUGGGUGAACACCAUGGCACUCAGCACUGACUACGCCCUGCGCACAGGGGCCUUUGAGCCAGCGGAGGCCUCAGUUAACGCCCAAGACGUCCAGGGGUCCUUGCAGGAGUUGAAGGAGAGGUCUCUGAGCCGAUACAACCUCGUGCGGGGCCAGGGCCCAGAGAGGCUGGUGUCUGGCUCAGACGACUUCACCUUAUUCCUGUGGUCCCCAGCAGAGGACAAGAAGCCCCUCGCCCGGAUGACGGGACACCAGGCCCUCAUCAACCAGGUGCUCUUCUCCCCUGACUCCCGCAUCAUCGCCAGCGCCUCCUUUGACAAGUCCGUCAAGCUGUGGGAUGGCAGGACGGGCAAGUACCUGGGUUCCCUGCGUGGCCACGUGGCUGCCGUGUACCAGAUUGCGUGGUCAGCCGACAGCCGGCUCCUGGUCAGCGGCAGCAGUGACAGCACACUGAAGGUGUGGGAUGUGAAGGCCCAGAAGCUGGCCACAGACCUGCCAGGCCACGCAGAUGAGGUAUAUGCUGUCGACUGGAGUCCCGAUGGCCAGAGAGUGGCAAGUGGUGGGAAGGACAAAUGCCUCCGGAUAUGGAGGAGAUGAGAAAUCCCACAGUUCUCUCUGACCCCUGCCUGGACUCAGCCUGUGCCAGCUGCCUGCCCUGACAGAGACCAGAGGCCAGGGUGGUGACCCUGAGAACAGGCGUGGCCUGAUGUCCUUGGACAGACCCCAGUGGGGUCCCUCCCCAGAGCAGGAGGUCGAAGGUCACAGGAAGUCAUCAUGGAGCCCAGCCCAUGGCCAUCACUCUGUACCUUGCUGGUGCCAACCAUGGUGGCAGGAGGCUGGACAAUGACUGGACCCCUGCUUCUAUCCCGCCUCCUUUUCCAGUGUCAGCUC
Ceratotherium simum simum (southern white rhinoceros) is the source of this 1093-nucleotide messenger RNA. The record is from RefSeq and is a predicted model, not a curated record. NCBI's taxonomy places the organism in Eukaryota, Metazoa, Chordata, Mammalia, Perissodactyla, Rhinocerotidae.